This is a messenger RNA of Aspergillus heteromorphus CBS 117.55, 651 nucleotides long. RefSeq lists its product as uncharacterized. The transcript has a single exon. Bases 33 to 188 code for a protein of 51 amino acids. NCBI's taxonomy places the organism in Eukaryota, Fungi, Ascomycota, Eurotiomycetes, Eurotiales, Aspergillaceae. The record is from RefSeq and is a predicted model, not a curated record.
UUCUGAACCUCUUCUCUUUCAGAUGGGGCGCAAUGCCAGACCCCCCUUCUUCUCCCUCCCAAGCGAUCUCCGGUGCAUGGCUAAUUGCAGAUACGAAGUCCGAAACAUCGCCGACUCCCCCCCUCCCCGAACGAACGGGAGCCGUCCGCGGGGUCGCACAGGGCUGUCGACUAUUGCACUCUGUUUGAAGCUCGUUUGGAUGCGGUUGCGUCAUCGUCUGCGAUCGAUCGCUCCCUUCAGUUCUCCCGAUCGACCCCGCGCCAACAGAUAGAUCCGUCACUCUGGAGCUGGGGCUGACUGGGUUGCUAUUCUGCUCUGCAACGCUCCACCCGGAGCCUUGUUUUCCCCCCUUUUGUCUCCUUCGCUUGUUCAAUCAUCAUCUCCGUAUGUUUCCUGGUUUGAUCUUCGGGUUUUCUCCAUGUCCGCGGCAGUUGAGUUGGAGAAGGGUCGUCGACAGUGGUUGGGGAGACAGGGUAUGACAGAAUGAUAGGACCACGUCAAUAGUAUCUAGGUAGACACUCUACUCUAGCAUCUGGAGCGGUCUAGACCCGCGAGAGAGGACAGACAUUCGGAUGCUCAAUCACUACGAGUGCUACUUUCGCUCACACCGACAGAAACACCAAGACGAACUCCAGUAACAUUAAACAAAAG